Molecule: messenger RNA, 3472 nt
Organism: Pectinophora gossypiella (pink bollworm)
Lineage: Eukaryota; Metazoa; Arthropoda; Insecta; Lepidoptera; Gelechiidae
Product: RUS family member 1
Exons: 10
Coding region: 111-2006 (631 amino acids)
Source: RefSeq, a predicted model, not a curated record
GUGUCGUGUCGUGUCGACUGAUAAAACGCUAAGAAGAGCAAGUAAAUAUAUGUUAACUAAUACUGCCGAUUUAAUUAAAUGCUCAAAACCUGUUAAGAUACAAUAAUAAUAUGUUUAUAUACCACGAAGGCGAAAUUUUAUUCAAAGAAAAAUAUGGUUCAAGUCCAAUGGAAAGGUUCUAUGUGAAGCCUCCAGAACAAAUUAAUUUAGUAGUUUUAGAAGAGGGGAAACCAAAUGGUCUUCAAAAUUGGUUCUCGCAAAUCUUUUUGCCCCAUGGUUACCCUGACAGUGUAAGCAAAGACUACAUUGCUUAUCAAAUGUGGGACACAGCACAGGCUUUCAGCAGUACUAUUACAGGCACAUUAGCAACUCAAGAAGUAUUGCGAGGUGUAGGAGUGGGAAGUACACAGGCGUCACCAUUAGCUGCUACCAUAACAUGGGUUCUCAAGGAUGGAUGUGGCCAUAUUGGAAGAAUACUCUUUGCAUACACUCACGGCACAAAUCUGGAUGCCUAUAGCAAAAAGUGGCGUUUGUAUGCAGAUGUAUUAAAUGAUGCUGCAAUGUGCCUUGAGGUAGCGCUGCCUGUGUUCAAACCACACACCACAUUGAUUUUGUGUAUCAGUACAACUAUGAAGGCCAUUGUUGGAGUAGCAGGUGGGGCCACAAGAGUGGCGCUAACACAGCAUCAUGCGCUACGCGGAAAUAUGGCCGAUGUGAAUGCCAAGGAUUCUGCCCAGGAAACUGCAGUCAACCUCGUUGCGUCCUUCACUGCCUUACUGUUAAUUACUAUCUGCGGGAGUUCUAUUACGCUGUUUUUCCUGAUGAUAGUGCUGCACAUAGUUUUUAACUACUGUGCGGUAAGGGCAGUUUGUUUGAGAACACUUAACGAACCAAGAUUUAUUCAAGUCAUCGAUACUUAUCUCAAGCACGAAGUUAUCUCAAACCCUUGCGAAAUUAACCAAAAUGAACCAAUCAUUUUCUACCAAAUGGGGAAAAAUUUUUUAGAUUUAAAACAAUGUGGAUUCCACAUUGAACUUGGAUGUUCAAUAAAAAGAUUAAUGUGGUUUAAACCGAAACAUGCAUAUUGGAAUUCUAUUAAAAAUGUAUAUGCCGAUAAAGAGUACAUGUUGUAUGGUGACAUUGCUAGAAGAGAAAUGUACGUUUUGCUAGGCGAAGAAUCUACCGUGGAUAGCACAUUAUGUGCUUAUUUUCACGCAGUGUUGCUGUCUAUAAUAAUAUGUGCUAUAAAUGAUGAACCUUUGGCUGUGUAUGCAAACCAAGAGAACCCUCGUCCUUUCGCCCAAGUAUGCCAUACAAUACAGGCUGCUCACUGGAGUCGUGAAGCAACAGACAAAGUGGGAAAUAGCGGCUUCCUCUACGAACCGUCAUAUGAUCUAUUGGAAUUUGUUGACAAAAUAGUCCAAAAAGAAUGGCCACAAAUCAGACUUGGACUCAGACAAACGGGCUGGGACCUGAGCAAACACUUACUGCUGGUUGAUGAGUGGCGUAUGUCUACUCACUUUCUGAAAGCUAAGGAUGUGCGGGUAUCGGUAGCCGAAGACGAAUCCUCUCCAACUUACCGCACGACUUCACUGCGAUCACUUAACCAAGACGCGUUAUCACAACAAAAAAGUAGCAAAAGUCUUAUCAAAGAUAAAAUAAACGUAACUAGAGAAACAUUUACUAUUGAACCAGCGAUGGUAUCGUCCGAGCUCACACUAAUAGCUCCAUCAGUGAAUUUGUCAAAAGCCCAGCUACAUAGCGAAGACAAUCUGAAAGCGUCAUCCUCCCAGCAAAUGUCGAGUAAAAUUAAAUUGGAAUCGCCUACCAAGCAGCAAUCUGCAUCCAAAUCAAAACUGGAAGUGCAUGAAAAUUCUAAACAAACGCUAGAAUCCUCAAGCAAACCGAAGAUUGUAAAGAAAAUUAGUAUCGAAUCCCCACUAACCUGUCCCAAAAAAGAGCCAUCACUUAAAAUUAACCCUUCCGAAAAAACCAAACAUGAUUGACAUUGAUACCAGCAAGAAUUAAGAUUAAUACGUAAGUCUAAGUUAUAAUAUCAAGUUCAAAAAAUACAUUCCGAUAUUUUAUUCUUAGGCUUGAUAAGAUUUUUGUAAUUCUGUUAUUAGGUCUUUACCUAUAAAAUUGCUGUUUUUAUUUUUAUCUUUUAGAAGUAUUAGCUAUUAUUUUCGUUGUAGGUACUUUUACGAUUUUAUUGAAGUUCAUUAAUGUCUACUAUAGAAACCCUGGGGACAGAACUUGAUGAACUUUUCAAAGGCGUUAAAAACCGCCUUAUCAGAUUACCUAUGCAAUUUUUGGUGCGACCAUUAUAGAGCUAUGCAUUACCUACCACGUUAAUUUAGCAGAAAGCUCGGUGAAGCGUGAGUACCUUCUUUGUUCUAUUCCGUGAUGGGUACAAAGCUCAUCUUGCGAUAGAUGUACCCCCGACUAGGCCAAUUGGGAAUUUAGUUGUGAGCUUAUGUUAAAAGUUAUUCAAAUUCCGAAAUAAGGAAAAUCAUUUAAAGAAAUGUCUGGCAGGUUCUAUACGUGACGUGAGAUGCUAGUCGAAGCAUGUUGCUAGUUGACAUGUUGCUAUUUAUAUAUAAACUACACAUAUAAUACUGUCCUUGUAGUAACUUAUUAAAAUUAAAUAUACAUAUGAUAGUAUAAAAAUAAUCAUGAUUCAAUUACUACUAGUUUUAAAGUUUUAUUUCCGUCUGCUUAGCAUUUGGUAUAAACUAAAUUCGUUCCGAAGUCCCAGUCGCUGUUUGAUGUGACACGCACGUCCUUGAUACAGUUACGUGCCCGUCGUGGUAAACAGUGUUACAGCCGAGACUACUACUCAUGCAAAAUUGUGUGACUGGCGUUGAUGAGGAAGCGUAUAAUAAAACACAAAAUACUACCAUACCACUUUAUUUUUAGUAUUGUCAAAUUAUUGAUUCGCGUCGUGACGGAGCAACGCGUGGUCGCACCGUCUCUACUGCUGAUAACGUUCAUACUGUUCAGCAAGUACAUGCAUACCGUCGACAGCUAGGUGAUUUAGAAUAAAUAUUGAUGAACAUUUCGCUAAUAAUAACUAUUUUGCCAAGGUGCUAGCCGAGCUGCUACCAACGUCUUCGAAGGGUUUCGAUUACUGCCCCUAUUUAGAACUAGCUAUAUAUCCCUGCAGUAUCUUUUUCGAAUAAUCCACAUCAGUUCUCGAUUAAUUAUAAAUUAUGUAAAUACUUUGGUAACUCGAAAUAAAUUAUAGUACAUACAGCUAAAAGCCCUUCAAUAUAGAAGAAUAAUAAAUUACAGAAGAUAACAUGCUGCUGAGGAAAGUAUAGCGAAGUAUGAAAAUAUUGUUUCAAAAAUCUGAUCACACUUCUCUAAGUACCUACGAGACCACUCACUUCUACAUUACUACAAUUGAGACUAAAUAUGACCACAAUUUGAUUACUAUUGCAGCACUAAGUACAAUCAACCAAAAUACUGA